GCUGUCAAUGCGAAUGCGGCUGGUGUCGGUUGACGUAUAUGUCUGCUCGAGGCUUCGUUAAUGGGUAAUGCUGUAGGUCACAAGUUCUUUUCGAGGAAACCGCGCUUUCGUGGCUUUAUUAUUGUUCUGAAAAAUUUUAUCUGGUUAUCUUCUUACUCAGAUUAACAAGAAAAGCUUAUGUAGAAGCAAAAGAUGGUGAAAAAUGUUGGCAAGCAGCCAGGCACAAAUCCAAUAUAGUCAUAUGUAUAGCAGUUUGUCAGCUUCAAUGUUGCCACAUGUUGACACAUUGAAACGCGAGCUGUGAACCGGGCGUAGAUUUCCAGCUGCGGCACGGGGAGUGGUGAUGAUGCAAAAUAAUUCUAAAACCAGAGAAAUGUUCAUCGUCAGAGCAUUGGAAAAGAUACUAGCUGAUCGAGAUGUCAAGCGAUCGCAUCUCUCGCAGCUUAGAAAGUCCUGCGAGUCUGCACUUGAGGACCUUCGCAACGAGAUCAAGGAUGUACCAGCUGUGCAGGGUGAAGAGAUAACUUCGAAUGCACUUCCACAACCCAAAAGCAAUUCAAAUGUUAUCACUGCGGAGAAGUACUUCCUGCCAUUCGAGCUGGCAUGCCAGAGCAAGUCGCCACGGAUUGUUGUAACGGCACUGGACUGUCUGCAGAAGUUAAUUGCAUAUGGCCAUUUAACUGGCAAUGUACCUGACUCAACAGAACCAAGCAAACUGUUGAUUGUUCGCAUCGUGGAAACAAUCUGCGGCUGUUUCACCGGCACACAGACCGAUGAGGGUGUGCAGCUGCAGAUCAUCAAAGCCCUGUUGACUGUGAUGACAAGUCAACAUGUGGAAGUGCACGAGGGUACAGUGCUGCUGACUAUCCGUACCGUUUACAACGUCUAUUUAGCGUCUCGCAACUUGGUAAAUCAAACAACAGCUCGUGCGACUCUCACGCAGAUGAUCAACGUGAUCUUUGCGCGAAUGGAGACGCAGGCGGAGGAGGACGUAAGGAUCGACGGAGAGCAUCAGCAAGACGCUGGUGUCGUAAACGGCGAGACUGAAGCUGAACUAAGCGCGGAGAACAACGUCUCGAAUAACGAUGCGAUUGAAUCUCAAACAAUUGUCAAAGGAAUUCUUGACGACGUGGUGAACUCCGUAGUGCCAUUGGAGGAGGAAGUCAGUCUAGAAAACGGCAGUCCGGAAGACAAUGGUGAUGAGGCAACCGCUGAGAACGACAACAUGGUCACCGCCAAGUUCACUCAUGUGUUGCAAAAGGAUGCAUUCUUGGUAUUUCGCGCUCUCUGCAAGCUCUCCAUGAAGCCAUUGCCGGAUGGCACACCCGAUCCAAAGUCACACGAGCUCCGCUCUAAGAUUCUGUCGUUACAAUUGCUUCUGGGGAUUUUGCAAAACGCUGGCCCUGUUCUGCGUUCCAACGAGAUGUUCGUUAUCGCUAUCAAGCAGUACUUGUGUGUCGCGCUGUCGAAGAAUGGCGUGUCCUCGGUACCCGAGGUGUUUGAGCUGUCGUUAGCUUUGUUCCUAGCACUUCUUGCACGUUUCAAAGUGCAUCUCAAGAUGCAGAUUGAGGUGUUCUUUAAGGAAAUUUUCAUGAACAUUCUCGAAACGUCCAGCAGUUCCUUCGAGCACAAGUGGAUGGUCAUACACGCACUCACGAGGAUAUGUGCGGACGCUCAGAGCGUUGUCGACAUUUACGUUAACUAUGAUUGCGAUCUCUCUGCAGCGAAUCUCUUCGAGAGGCUCGUCAACGAUCUCUCUAAGAUCGCGCAGGGUCGCCAAGCACUGGAGCUUGGUGCGUCACCAAAUCAGGAAAAAUCUAUGCGCAUUCGCGGCCUCGAGUGCCUUGUAUCUAUCCUAAAGUGCAUGGUAGAGUGGAGCCGUGAUCUGUACGUGAAUCCCAGCGUACCGGCAGAUCAGCAACCGCUGUCGGAUCCACCGGAUCCAGCGCCAGAAACUCCGCUGCCGCGCUACGGCAGUGCCGGCAGCCUGUCGUCGGCCAAUUCCAGCCUGACCGGCAAUAAGGAGGUGCCGGAUUCGCCAGAGCAGUACGAAGUGCAGAAGCAGCAGAAGGAAGUAUGGGAGACCGGCAUUGAGAUCUUCAGCCGGAAGCCUGGCAAAGGUGUGCAAUAUCUGCAAGAGCAAGGAUUACUCGGUACCUCGCCGGAGGACGUGGCCAGAUGGCUGCAUUUGGAUGAGCGGCUCGAUAAAACGGCAAUCGGCGACUUUCUGGGUGAUCACAAUCACAAUCAAGUAAUGUACCACUACAUUGAUCAAAUGAACUUUGCCGAGCGCGAUUUGGUAACCGCGCUCAGGUACUUUCUAGAGGGUUUCCGCUUGCCUGGCGAGGCGCAAAAGAUUGACCGAUUGAUGGAGAAGUUUGCCAGCCGCUAUUGCGAAUGCAAUCCUAACAAUGGCCUUUUCACCAGCGCGGAUACAGCCUACAUUCUUGGUUUUUCGAUUAUAAUGCUAACCACCGAUUUGCACUCGCCGCAGGUCAAGAACAAGAUGACAAAGGAACAAUACAUCAAGCUUAACCGGCGCAUUAGCGAUAAUGAGGAUCUCCCCGAGGAAUAUCUCUCCAGAAUCUAUGACGAAAUCGCCGGCAAUGAAAUCAAGAUGAAGUCAAACCCCAAUAACAGCCGGCUCUCCGGCAAGCAACUGAUCUCCAGUGAGAAGAAACGACGGUUGUUGUGGAACAUGGAAAUGGAAGUGAUCUCGACGGCAGCAAAGAAUCUGAUGGAGUCUGUCAGUCAUGUUCAAGCGCCAUUUACCACUGCGAAGCACUUGGAACACGUGCGACCAAUGUUCAAGAUGGCGUGGACACCGUUCCUCGCCGCCUUCAGCGUCGGCCUUCAAGAUUGCGACGAUCCGGAAAUCGCAUCGCUCUGUCUGGAUGGCAUUAGGUGUGCCAUUCGCAUUGCUUGCAUCUUUCACAUGAGUCUCGAGCGCGACGCCUACGUACAGGCAUUGGCGAGAUUCACUUUGCUGACGGCAAAUUCUCCCAUUACCGAGAUGAAAGCGAAGAACAUCGACACCAUCAAAACCCUCAUUACGGUAGCCCACACUGACGGCAAUUACCUGGGCAGCUCGUGGCUGGACGUAGUCAAAUGCAUCUCUCAGUUGGAGUUGGCACAACUGAUCGGCACUGGAGUGCGGCCUCAGUUGCUGGGGCCACCGUCUAAACCGCACUUUCCGUCGCCGUUGGUGAACUUCGGUAAUAUCGCGCAUUCCGCCAGCUCACACCAAAACAAUCUCAAUUUGAGCUCGCUGGACCCCAGCGUGAAGGAGUCUAUCGGCGAGACCAGCUCGCAGAGCGUUGUCGUGGCCGUUGAUCGCAUCUUCACCGGCUCGACGAGACUCGACGGCGACGCCAUCGUCGAAUUCGUCAAGGCUCUCUGCCAGGUUUCUCUUGAGGAACUGGCGCACCCCACGCAACCCCGCAUGUUCUCUCUCACGAAGAUCGUCGAGAUCUCGUACUACAACAUGGGCCGCAUCAGGUUGCAAUGGUCCAGGAUUUGGCAGGUGCUCGGCGAUCACUUUGAUAGAGUGGGAUGCAGUCCUCGACAGGAUAUCGCAUUCUUUGCAGUGGAUUCUCUUCGACAACUGGCGACUAAGUUUAUCGAAAAGGGCGAGUUUGCCAACUUUAGGUUCCAAAAGGACUUUCUCAGGCCAUUUGAGCACAUCAUGAAAAAGAACAGGUCGCCCGUAAUCAGAGAUAUGGUCGUCCGAUGCGUAGCACAGAUUGUUCACUCACAGGCGCCCAACAUUAGAUCUGGCUGGAAGAAUAUUUUCAGCGUUUUUCAUCACGCGGCCAGCGAUCGCGACGAGUCUGUCGUCGAGCUGGCUUUUUCCAUGACCGGCAAGAUCAUCAACGAGCUAUAUGCAGAAGACUUCAGCAUCAUGGUGGAUUCCUUCCAGGACGCCGUCAAGUGUCUGAGCGAGUUUGCGUGCAACGCAUCUUUCCCAGACACCAGCAUGGAGGCGAUCCGAUUAAUACGCUCUUGCGCGUCUUAUAUCGACCUGAAUCCCAAUCUGUUUGCCGAGGGUAUGAUGGACGACAGCGGGAUGGUUUCCGAGGAAGAUCGAGCCUGGGUGAGAGGGUGGUUUCCACUAUUGUUUGAAUUAUCCUGCGUAGUGAGUAGAUGCAAACUGGACGUCAGAACGCGCGCGCUGACAGUGCUCUUCGAUGUCGUGAAAACCCACGGUGCGUCCUUCAAACCUCAUUGGUGGAAGGACCUCUUUCAGGUUCUCUUCAGAAUUUUUGAUAACAUGAAAUUGCCCGAGCAGCACACUGAGAAAGCCGAGUGGAUGACGACAACGUGCAAUCAUGCGCUGUACGCCAUUGUGGAUGUGUUCUCGCAGUUUUAUGAUAUCCUGGGACCUCUCUUAUUAGAACAGCUCUACUCCCAACUGCUUUGGUGCGUUCAGCAGGACAAUGAACAGUUGGCCCGAUCGGGCACCAACUGCCUGGAAAAUCUAGUUAUCAGCAAUGGCAUCAAGUUCGACGAGCAGACUUGGGAAAAAACGUGUCAAUGCGUUCUGGAUAUUUUUGAGAGCACUCUACCAUCCGCACUGCUAACGUGGAAGCCGCCAUCGCCCAACAAGGAGUCCGAUCUUGACGUGAUAACUGGCGAGUCCGAUGGCCAUCACAUCGGCAUCCUGAAGAGGAGCAACAGCGUGCAAAGUCUGAACAUGGAAUUCUUACCGAAAGCGAAGCUCUUUGCCGCGUUGCAGAUCAAGUGUGUGGUACAGUUGGAAUUGAUACAAACUAUCGAUAAUAUCGUCUUUUAUCCGGCGACCUCGCGUAAGGAGGAUCAAGAAAAUCUGGCGCUCGCGCAGGCCGACAUGCUGAACGGCAAGUCGUCGGAGCUUGUCAAGGCCGGCGCCGAUCAGCAGAAGGAAGAACAGGGCAUGUACUGCGCUCUGACGACUAAUCAUCUUCUGCAAUUAGUGGAAUGCCUGUUGCGAUCGCAUCGCUUCGCCAAGAGCUUUAAUUCGGAUCACGAGCAACGCAACGUGCUGUGGAAGGCUGGUUUUCGCGGUAACAUGAAGCCGAAUCUGUUGAAGCAGGAAACUCAGUCGCUCGCUUGCGCGCUGCGCAUUCUUUUCAAGAUGUAUAGCGACGAGGCGCAUCGCGCCGAUUGGCCGAAAGUCGAGGCGCGUCUGGUCGAGGUAGCGUGCGAGGCCCUCGAGUACUUCCUCGCGAUCGCCAACGAGGCCCACCGUGACGCCUGGACGCCUAUUCUGCUGCUGCUGCUCACCCGAAUUCUCAAGAUGAGCGAUCAUCGCUUUGCGGUUCAUGCCUCCACCUGCUAUCCCUCGCUCUGCGAGGUCAUGUGCUUCGAUCUGAAGCCUGAACUCAGAUCGGUGCUGCGCAGGUUCUUUCUCAGGAUCGGACCAGUCUUCAGGAUCACGCAGCAGUAGUGGCGGGAGCAGCAAGAAGCGAGGGGCUGUUGACACAUACGUCGGAAUCAUGUUGAACGGGAAAUUGGCUGAAUUACAGGAAAGACAAUCUCAGCAGUAAGAGUGUAAUUAAAUGUAAAGCGCGACUCGAUACUUCGGCUCGUGUUAAACUAUUUAUAUAUGAUCUAACAAUUUGCAUAAAUUUCUUUGACUUUUUUAUGGUGUUUGCAUUAUUUACAUCGUACGCUUUAAGUUAACGUACCGAUUUUCGUCUUCACUUUUCUCACGUAGCACCACAUAUAACGCUAAAUGUAACUUGUAUUUUAUUUGUCCAAUAUACGCAGACACACAAGUGGCGUAUUAAUUGUGUUUUUCAAUAAUUUGAUUAUAUCUAUUGGUGAUUUAUUGAUUAGUAUAAUUUUAGAUUUUAAUAUAAUCAAUUAAUAUUUCAUUGAUAAUAUUAAGAGGUUUAUAAUAUUUAAACAUUUAGCGCUAAAUGUGCGUAUGCAACAAGAAUCUACACUAUUGUGCACACGCUUGUUGAUCGAAGAAAUUUUUGGAUCGUAUAUGAGCCGUUUAACAUCAUGUGUAUAACGACAUUCGUCUGUGUAACAUAUUAGAGCAAAUAUAUAAUAUAUGAGCUAGCGCGAGAAGUUGGGAAUCGGCAAUAUUCUUCGUCGAAUCGAGAGUUAUUUAAUAGAAUUUAAUAGAAAUUUAGCAAUAUUUUAAUUCUUAUUUCGAUUUUACUAUCGGUCUUAAAGAAAAAUUUAUGAAUUAGCAUAUCUAGAUGCUGAUGAGGAAAUCUAACAAUUCGUUGCGGAAAUAUAGUUUUAUUAUUACUGAGUUGGCAUUUUAUUAAGCGUGUGAAAAUGUGAAAAAGACCAAAGAAGAAAAACAAAGUGAAAUAUUGCGAAUUCCCAUAUGUCUUGAGAGAGGCCGUGAAAUAUGUAUACAUUAUAAAUAGCAAUUCAGUAGAUAAACAUUAUUGAGGCGAUAGUCUUUAUAAUUUGAUAGAAUGCGAGAGAAAGAACGUGUGUGCGAAUGAAAGAGGGAGAGACAAGUGCUAUUAUCAAUACGUAGGAGCCUAGAAUAAGACCCGAGACGCGUUAUCAUUAAUAUUAGAAUUAUUACAUAUGUAUAUUCGUGUCGGAGCAGCAAGCGUUAGUAACUCUGUAACGUUUAAGUAACUUAUAUAUAAAUAGUCAUUGAUUCCUUUGUGACGUGGUUCGAGAUCUUAUUUAAUUAUAUAAAAGAGAUGUUGCGUUUCAUG
This is a messenger RNA of Linepithema humile (Argentine ant), 6674 nucleotides long. RefSeq names its product ADP ribosylation factor guanine nucleotide exchange factor Sec71 (gene Sec71). Gene Ontology annotation, biological process: regulation of ARF protein signal transduction. NCBI's taxonomy places the organism in Eukaryota, Metazoa, Arthropoda, Insecta, Hymenoptera, Formicidae. The record is from RefSeq and is a predicted model, not a curated record. Gene Ontology annotation, molecular function: guanyl-nucleotide exchange factor activity.